Molecule: messenger RNA, 3140 nt
Organism: Mizuhopecten yessoensis (Yesso scallop)
Lineage: Eukaryota; Metazoa; Mollusca; Bivalvia; Pectinida; Pectinidae
Product: tripartite motif-containing protein 3-like
Exons: 3
Coding region: 131-2563 (810 amino acids)
Molecular function (GO): zinc ion binding
Source: RefSeq, a predicted model, not a curated record
CAAAAGGACACCAUGUUUUAUAUUGACAGACGUACAGACUGAAUUCAGAGAACUCGAGACUUGAAGACAGGAGAUAUAAACUUAGGACGAAGUAAUCAGUUGUUGAAGGGACUUUUUAUACAGCACGCCCAUGGAAGGAGAUGCGGUUCGAGCCAUGGUCACUUGUCCGAUAUGUAGGAACACAAAAAAGUUCCCCAAGAAGCUACGAUGUCAGCACUCGUUCUGUGCAGCCUGUAUCGCAAACUACAUGUGUUCUUUCACGGGCAAGGCUUCGUUCUCUUGUCCUGUGUGUCAAGACAGCAACACGUGCGUGAACGAUACUGUAGACAUAACAGAUUCCUUCCAACUACCAGAGGACGUGUUCAUACAGAAGCUUUGUGACUGUGUCAACUCUCCGGCAUCGGAAUCUGCCACUUCUGAUCAGCUGGAAUGUCCGAUGCAUCCGGGGGAAACCGCAUCACAUUUCUGUAUACAGUGUGCUGUUGGAGUAUGUAAGGAUUGUCGCUCCGAGAAUCACCAAAACGACAGCUGUCAGUUAGUUAAUUUACAGGAUGGUUCGGAAGCCAUACAACAGGCCAGCAAACAGAAAUCGCAAACGCUAAAGUAUUCGUUAGGGCAAAUGGCAGUGGAGCUGUGUGGCAUUGAGUCUACUUUGCAAUCUAAAGAAAAUGAUGUGCUAUCGUCAAAAGAUUUAACCACCGACAAAGUAAAGGCAUAUUAUGCAGAACUGCUGGAGAAAGUAACGCAUUAUCUGCAAGAACAGGAACAGAAAGUUUUAUCCCAUCUAGAGGUAGUCAUUAAAAAAGAGACGGACUGCAUUCUUCAGCGUCUGGUUGUCACCUCUUCAAUGCUGACGUCACUCCAGCGGCGUAAAAAUGUCCUGGCAAAUAUAAUUGAAAACACUGGCGAAGUUCUUUCACAAGCUGAGAGUCUUAACUUACAGAUGCACAUGAUGAACAACGUAAGUGAAUAUAGGACGGUAAUGCAAGAUUUAAAGAGCGUCUCAUUGAAAGAUUUGACGCUGAGAUUCAUGAUCAACACAGACUUAGAGGACAUGUUGACGGAGAGUGACUUAGUGAAAAUCGAAUUAGUCAACAGCUGCCAUUCGGCCCCAGUUCCUGCCAUGUUUGAAACUCACAAUAUUUCCUCACCAGAAAACCAAAGUUUUUUAAGUAGUCAGCAGAGCAGUUUGUCAGAGACUGAAAAUCGACCUCGAGUUCGUCGAUCUAACUCGGCAGAAAGCGAAGGUCGCUCUGAUAAUAGCAGGUUACCUAGCGUUAGAUCAGAAUCAUCAGAGAGGCGAACAGGAACAAAGGAGAGAAGACCAAAACCGUCACCAUACACAGACACUGGACGCCAAUCGCAGAACAGAAGUUUGAGACCGCCGACCCGAGGUCCCCGGACACGGCCAAAAAGUCCACAAAAUAUUCCCGAUGAUAUUGGUCCACCUCCUCCCUACUCACCCAAUCUGAUAGAAAUCGACCCACCAACGUCACGCCGACAAAACCGGAGGCCGAGACCAUCAGCGCCACCACUGCAAGCACAACAGCAACCUGGUACACUAUUCACGAGACCUCCACCUGUUGCUAUGACAAUUCCGAAGGUCGGCGUCCUCGUUCCCCAUGAAAGGGCAAUGCCACAAAUCACACAGAAGAUAGCCAACGUACAGUACCAAUCCAUGCUGGAUUGCAAGGCUGAAGGUGACACACGAACCCCAAGAAUUAUUGGGAUUGCAGUUAUUGGACGUAGACUCAUACUAGCAGAUAAAUGGAACAAUAAUUUAAAGGUGAUCACUAAAGACUUUCGUCGGAUAGAACAAGUGGUUGCGUGUCACUCCUUCCAGCCUUGGGAUAUCGCAUCCUAUGCUGUGGGUCGCUGUGUUGUGGCUGCACCAAAGGAGAAAAUUCUGGCAUUUGUAGGACGUGCACGACAUACAUCACAGAUACAGGUGGUUGGCAAAAUAAAUGUUGCAGCAAGCUACGCAAGUAUAACAUAUUUUGAAAGAGAAAACAAUUUCAUUUGUGGUAUCUGUCCCCCGUAUGGUGGACCUAGCAUCGACAUACUGAACACCAGUGGUGUUGUAUUGAAGUCAUUCAAGAGCGAUUCCUUUGGAAAACCACUGUUUACAUAUCCCAGGAACAUAUCGGUGACAGACGAAGGGACAAUAGUCGUGUGUGACCUUGACACUCGUAGUGCCAUUCUUGUCAAUGCCGACAACGGAAUGUACAAGAUGUUUUCCGGAAAUGAACAAGUGCAGCUACAGGACCCACAGUGUGUUGAGGUCCUAGAAUCGCAUCAACUCGUCCUCGUCCUCAACUCCAAAUUCAGGAAGUUGAUCGCUCUUUCCUUUUCUGGCGAGGUCAUUCAGCAGGUGGACGACGUGCCUAUCCUUGAUAACGCGCGGAGGGUGAUCAGAGUUGGUAUUCGGGGAAUGAGCCAACAAGAGUUACCCAGAGAAAUAACACUGACCUGUAGCCAGUACCUAGCAACUAACCCAGGUGGGCUUCAAACCUGCAACCCAGUAGGUGAGGGUUUAUUACAUAUUAUUAGACGCCAUAACUAAUCGAGCACUGCGGCCCCCGAGUUCUGUGCGAUCACUAUCAAUUGUAUUUAUUUUGGUAAUAAUGCUUAAUACCCAUAGGCACAGAGAAGUAAAACACCGGUAUCUACCACAUUAAAGUGUAGAUAGUCUGCCCAGACGAGGAGCAGAUCAACAUACCAAACAGAUGACUUUUAUCUUUGGUCACAAAGGUAAUAAAUGAUAUGAUACUCCAAAUUCUCAUUACAAAAUACAGGGAACUUCUUGUUGUAGUUUAGCUUUUGCCUUUUUGGUCCACUGUGAUGAAGGCAAAUUUAACCAGACAGUGAAUCUUUGGUACAAAGCAUACCAUCUAAGGUGAUAACAUGUGAAGCAAAAUUAAUACUCGGCAAAUGUGAAUUUUCAAUGGUAAAGGAAGAAAUUACUCCUGGUAUAAACUAUUCUAAUGUUUUCCAAAGGUUUGUGUAACAUAUUUUGUUAAAUCUAUUUCUUUAUGUUAUAGGUUAGCAAUGGAAAUGUAUUAUUUCAAGUCUCCUAAAUAAGCCUUGUGUGAGCUUUUAUACUGAUUUCCGACAGUCAGGUUUUUCCAUUAUUUGGUCUA